Centruroides sculpturatus (bark scorpion) is the source of this 591-nucleotide messenger RNA. RefSeq names its product 40S ribosomal protein S23 (gene RpS23). NCBI's taxonomy places the organism in Eukaryota, Metazoa, Arthropoda, Arachnida, Scorpiones, Buthidae. The transcript has 4 exons. Gene Ontology annotation, molecular function: structural constituent of ribosome. Gene Ontology annotation, biological process: translation. The coding region runs from base 113 to 544 and encodes 143 amino acids. The record is from RefSeq and is a predicted model, not a curated record. Gene Ontology annotation, cellular component: cytosolic small ribosomal subunit; ribosome.
CUAUAAUUGGGCGAUAUUUUAUCAAGAGAAUAACUAAGCGCAGGAACGAGAUUAUUUCUUUUAAUCUUUUUGUGUAAAUCCGGCAUUUUUCAUCGAACACGUUGUCGUUGCAAUGGGUAAGCCAAGAGGUUUGAGAACAGCUCGUAAACAUCGUGAUCAUCGACGUGAACAAAGGUGGCAUGAUAAAGAUUUUAAGAAAGCUCACUUGGGUACUCGAUGGAAGGCUAAUCCUUUUGGUGGAGCUUCACAUGCAAAGGGAAUAGUUUUAGAAAAAGUUGGUGUUGAAGCAAAACAGCCAAAUUCUGCUAUUCGAAAGUGUGUUAGAGUGCAGUUGAUAAAAAACGGUAAAAAGAUCACAGCAUUUGUACCUCGUGAUGGAUGCUUAAAUUUUAUUGAAGAAAACGAUGAAGUUUUAGUAGCAGGAUUUGGAAGAAAAGGUCAUGCAGUAGGUGAUAUUCCAGGUGUACGUUUUAAAGUUGUAAAGGUUGCUAAUGUGUCACUCUUAGCUUUGUACAAAGAAAAGAAAGAACGGCCACGUUCUUAAAAUUGAUGUAAUCUUGAAUGACUAAUAAAACACAAUGAAAAGUUGAA